Calypte anna (Anna's hummingbird) is the source of this 5016-nucleotide messenger RNA. It is a transcript of the gene RNF20, whose product is annotated as ring finger protein 20. The coding region runs from base 200 to 3154 and encodes 984 amino acids. The record is from RefSeq and is a predicted model, not a curated record. Gene Ontology annotation, cellular component: HULC complex; nucleus. The transcript has 21 exons. Gene Ontology annotation, molecular function: ubiquitin protein ligase activity; metal ion binding. NCBI's taxonomy places the organism in Eukaryota, Metazoa, Chordata, Aves, Apodiformes, Trochilidae.
CGGACAGGCAGACAGACAGAGUAAGUGAGCGAGCGAGCGAGCGACGGCCUGGUGCACUUCCAGGGGCCUCAGGCACGAGGGACGGAGCAAAACAGCAGAGACUGAACCUGCAUGAAGAUUUUUUCCAAAGAGAGCGAUAAGUGUUCUUAUUGUUGAGGAAGAACUUGGGGAAGGCUAGAGCCUGUAUGGUGUGGCAACCAUGUCUGGAAUUGGCAAUAAGCGGGCAGCUGGAGAGCCUGGCCCCUCUGCACCUCCAGAGAAGAAGGCAGGGGUUGAAGACUCGGGGACCACAGUGGAGACCAUUAAGCUUGGUGGCGUUUCCUCAACGGAGGAGUUGGACAUCCGGACCCUACAGGCCAAGAACCGGAAGCUGGCAGAGAUGCUGGACCAGCGUCAAGCAAUUGAGGACGAGCUGCGGGAGCACAUUGAGAAGCUGGAGCGUCGGCAGGCCACUGAUGAUGCCUCUCUGCUGAUUAUCAAUCGAUACUGGAAUCAGUUUGAUGAAAACAUCCGCAUCAUCCUUAAGCGCUUUGACCUGGACCAAAGUCUUGGAGACCUUCUGUCUGAAAGAAAAGCACUGGUGGUACCAGAACCUGAACCAGACUCGGACAGUAAUCAGGAGCGCAAAGAUGAGAGGGAAAGAGGUGAGGGACUGGAGCCAGCAUUCUCCUUCCUGGCCACUUUAGCCAGCAGCACUAGUGAGGAGAUAGAAUCUCAGCUGCAGGAGCGUGUGGAGUCCUCCCGCCGGGCUGUUGCCCAGAUUGUGACCAUGUAUGACAAGCUGCAGGAGAAAGUGGAUGUGCUGUCCCACAAGCUGAAUAGUGGAGAUAUUUCACUGAUGGAAGAAGCAGUCCUGGAACUUAAUACCUACCUCUCACAUGAGAAUGGACGGUUGCAGGAGCUGGCUGAUCUUCUUCAGGAGAAGCACCGAAUCAUGUCUCAGGAGUUCUCCAAGCUGCAAGAGAGAGUGGAGACAGCAGAAUCUCGGGUCUCUGUUCUGGAGACUAUGAUUGAUGACCUUCAGUGGGAUAUUGACAAGAUACGAAAGAGGGAGCAGAGGCUCAACCGGCACCUGGCAGAUGUUCUGGAACGAGUAAAUUCCAAAGGCUACAAGGUCUAUGGAGCUGGGAGCAGCCUUUAUGGAGGCACCAUCACCAUUAAUGCCCGCAAGUUUGAAGAGAUGAAUGCAGAGCUAGAAGAGAAUAAAGAGCUUGCUGGAAAUCGCCUCAAUGAGUUGGAGGAACUACGCCAGGAUCUUGCAGAAGUAACAACACAGAAUGAAAAACUCAAGGUUGAGUUGCGACGAGCAGUGGAAGAAGCUGUGAAGGAGACCCCAGAAUAUCGCUGCAUGCAGUCCCAGUUUUCUGUUUUGUACAACGAGAGUCUCCAGCUGAAGGCACACCUGGAUGAGGCCCGCACUCUGCUUCACGGCACCCGUACCACACACCAGCGCCAAGUGGAGCUGAUUGAGAGGGAUGAGGUCAGCCUGCACAAGAAACUGCGCACAGAAGUGAUUCAGUUAGAGGACACCCUGGCACAAGUCCGCAAAGAAUAUGAGAUGCUGAGGAUAGAGUUUGAACAGACACUGGCUGCCAAUGAACAAGCAGGCCCAAUUAAUCGGGAGAUGCGUCAUCUUAUCAGCAGCCUCCAAAAUCACAACCACCAGCUGAAGGGAGAGGUGUUAAGAUACAAACGCAAACUAAGAGAGGCCCAAUCUGACUUGAGCAAGAUCCGCUCUCGCAGUGGUAGUGCUAUCUUACAGUCCCAGUCCAGCACUGAAGACACCAAGGAGGAACCUCCAGAGAUAAAACAAGAACCUGAUGAUCCUUCUGCCCAAGCACCUGCCCCCAAGGCUGCUGCUGAAGAUGUUAAUGAAAUGAAGGCCAGAAGAGAUGAAGAGGAACGUGAGCGUGAGAGACGGGAGAGGGAGAGGGAACGAGAGAAGGAAAAAGAGAGAGAGAGAGAGCGAGAGAAAGAGAAAGAAAAGGAAAAGGAAAGAGAGCGGGAAAAGCAGAAGCAAAAAGAAUCUGAGAAGGAGAGAGAGCCCAAAGAGAAGGAGAAAGGGAAACAUGAGGAUGGAAGGAAGAAGGAAGCUGAAGUGAUCAAGCAGCUGAAGGCUGAGCUCAAGAAAGCCCAGGAGAGCCAGAAGGAGAUGAAGCUGUUGCUAGAUAUGUACCGCUCUGCCCCCAAAGAACAGAGGGACAAGGUACAGCUGAUGGCAGCUGAGAAGAAGGCAAAAGCUGAGCUGGAAGAACUGAGGCAGAGGGUGAAAGAACUGGAGGACAAAGAGAAAAAGGAGAGUAAAAAGAUGGCUGAUGAGGAUGCCCUCCGCAAGAUCCGAGCAGUGGAGGAACAAAUUGAGUAUUUACAGAAGAAACUAGCCAUGGCUAAACAGGAAGAGGAGGCCCUGCUGUCAGAAAUGGAUGUCACAGGCCAAGCCUUUGAAGACAUGCAGGAGCAGAAUAUCCGCCUCAUGCAGCAGUUGCGGGAGAAGGAUGAUGCCAACUUCAAGCUGAUGUCAGAACGCAUCAAGUCCAAUCAGAUCCAUAAGCUGCUGAAAGAGGAGAAGGAGGAGCUGGCAGACCAAGUUUUGACACUGAAGACACAGGUGGAUGCCCAGCUGCAGGUUGUACGUAAGCUGGAGGAGAAGGAGCACUUACUGCAAAGCAGUAUUGGAACAGGAGAGAAAGAACUUGGUCUCAGAACACAGGCCCUGGAAAUGAACAAACGCAAGGCCAUGGAUGCAGCCCAGCUUGCAGAUGAUCUGAAAGCCCAGCUAGAGCUGGCUCAAAAGAAGUUACAUGACUUCCAGGAUGAGAUUGUGGAAAACAGAGUAACUAGAGAGAAAGAAAUGUUCAACUUCAAAAGGGCUGAGGAAGAUAUUUCUAGGUUACGCAGGAAGCUGGAGACCACUAAGAAGCCUGACAUGGUUCCCAACUGUGAUGAGAUACUGAUGGAGGAAAUUAAGGAUUACAAGGCCCGCCUGACCUGCCCGUGCUGUAACAUGCGCAAAAAGGAUGCUGUGCUCACCAAGUGCUUUCAUGUCUUCUGUUUUGAGUGUGUGAAAACACGCUACGACACCCGGCAGCGCAAGUGCCCCAAGUGCAAUGCUGCCUUUGGUGCCAACGACUUCCAUCGGAUAUACAUUGGUUGAUUCUUUUCACUGGAGUGACAGAAAGUAGUUGCUUAUGUUGGCCACCCAGCUUCCCUCACCUCCUGUGGUUGUCACCCUUGGGGCAAGUUAGUGCUUCUGUCAGCUGAUCUGCUGUUCUCUUCUGGGAAGUGUAGUUAGGGAAUGGAAAGAGAAAGGUUCUAUUUCUCAGUUCCUUUUGUGUCUCUUUUCUUUUAUUCUUACUCUCGUUUUUUGCGGGUUCUUUGUUCCUGAGAGGACAUUUUCCAUCCAUCACUUUAAGACUGCUGAGUUGGGAACAUCGAACUGAAGUUCUGUCUUGAUGGGAUGGAAGCCAUCUUCAGUGCAGCGGAGAAAAAUGAGGCCUUUAUUUGAGGAAUUUGCUUUGGAUGUUAAUUUUUAAAUGACAUCAGGGUAUGGUAGUGUUUCGUAGGGUGAAUAGCUUAGCAAAUAAAGGUUCAAAAACCAAAUUAACAGAUAUAUCUGUAGCCUUCAGUGGAGUGACUCCUUCGGCGUGUAUAUUCUUGAGUCAGGAAAAGAAUCUGUGAAGGCUGGUGCAGGGACAUCAUCAAACAUCCUCUGUACUCCCAAAAGCAGACAUGUGUCUUAGUAUCCAGAUGAGGAGAAAGGAGAAUGGUGAAGAAUCUUUGAAAAUAGCAUUCCACUGAUGGACCCUGUUUGAUAUAGAUAACUUCCCGUGUGUUGUAUUAAGGCAUGGGCCCAGAUUCACUGAGACAAUCUGAAUCAAAGUUUAUUAACUUGAAAGCUUCAUUUUAUAGCCAAACCUCCCCCCAAACCCUCUCCUGAAUUUUCUCUUAUUGGAAAGUUCCAAGAAAUCUGUGGAAGAAUACUACUUCUGUAUAGACAAAAUUACUGUUCUUAUCAGCACAAAGCAUGUCUGCUCUCUUUAUCAAGUGUAGCCCAGCUUCUCUCCCAUGAUUCUUUUUAGGGAGCAAAGGAUCAUUACUUCUGCUCCAAGGUCUUUGCGGAGUUGUCAUUCUUAUAACAUCUUCACCAAUUCCCACAUCUCCCCCUUUGUUUUUGCAAGUUUGUCAGCAUCACCUGCUUGAGGGCCCGGGUGUUGCAUUUGCAUAAGUUUAACUAUACAUGGGAUACAAACUAAAAGACAAAUAAAAAUCAAUAACAUAGAACCUCCUAACCCUAAUCUUUUUUGACCAAGUUCUUAAAUUAGGAAACAACCUCCAAAAGGGUUCCAGUCAUCUUCAACCUUAAAUUUUUAUGUCAGGUCUUUAAUGUUUGAAUACUUAUAUGCACCAAUUCAGAAUGAUCAGAGGGGUUCAUACAGCAUAAGCCAUCGAAAUCCUCACAGCCAUGCCUGUGGGCAAGGAGUAAAAAAAUCAAUGGCUGUACGAUUUUAUAAAGCAGCAUGUCUCACUGAAUCUACAUGAAGCAACAAAGCAGAGAGUUAGAUGUUGUAUUUAGUUUUCUUGGCAAGCCAACAGCCCAAGUUGAUUUAGAGUUGUUAGAGCUUGUGCAGCAAGCAACUCCAGGAGCAAAAAGAGAAGCAAUGAUAACGUCAGCAGGGUUCCAAAAUGUAUCCUUACAAGUCAGCCUGAAAAGUGUGGAAAGAUAGCCUUGCCCUGUGGAAAUGGUGAAUUUGUGUAUAGUUUAAACGCAUAAAAAUUUCUGGUUUUAAUAGAGUCAAAUGACCCAAGCUGCAAGGUCCUCCUUUCAGAUGAGAAGAAAUAUAAGGCCACACACAGUCACUGGAGAAAGAUCCUUCUGGGUAAAGCAAUAGGGGUGUUUAGAAGAGUGAGAAAUUUUUUUGAAGUAUAGUUCCACCAUGCAGUUGCAUUCUGUGUGCAAGCAACAGUGAGUUAACAUUCUGAACUAAGAAUUGAUCUUUGCCUGUAUAAUUAAAAAAA